This is a messenger RNA of Cyprinodon variegatus (sheepshead minnow), 1987 nucleotides long. It is a transcript of the gene zbtb8a, whose product is annotated as zinc finger and BTB domain containing 8A. Gene Ontology annotation, biological process: regulation of transcription by RNA polymerase II. Bases 80 to 1501 code for a protein of 473 amino acids. The transcript is spliced from 4 exons. NCBI's taxonomy places the organism in Eukaryota, Metazoa, Chordata, Actinopteri, Cyprinodontiformes, Cyprinodontidae. Gene Ontology annotation, molecular function: RNA polymerase II cis-regulatory region sequence-specific DNA binding; protein binding; DNA-binding transcription factor activity, RNA polymerase II-specific. The record is from RefSeq and is a predicted model, not a curated record.
CGGGUUUCGGUCUUUAGGGCUGAGCAGGAAGUGAGUGGCUGUGGACCCUGGAGCAGAGGGGGGGUGAAUCUGCGAUAAAAUGGAUAUGGUGGGAGAUUUAGGGGCGAGCAGGCUCUACCGGGCGCCGGGUGAACCCAGCCACCAGCAACCUCAGAGGUGGUUCAACACGGCCGACAUCACAGCAUCUCACCAGAACAACCUACUGAAGCAGCUAAACGAGCAGCGCCGCCGGGAGCUUUUCUGUGACUGCAGUGUGCUAGUGGAGGGCCAGCUCUUUAGGGCCCACCGCAAUGUCUUGUUCGCCAGCAGUGGCUACUUUCGCAUGCUGCUGUCCCAGGGGCCGGACGGGGUGCCAGAAACUGUCAACGCCACCUUCGACGUCUUCAGCCCAGAGAUUUUCACCGUCAUCCUGGAUUUCAUCUACUCUGGGCAACUGGACCUCUCCAGUCACAAUGUGAUUGAGGUCAUGUCUGCAGCUAGUUACUUGCAGAUGAACAGCGUCAUCACCUACUGCAAAAACUUCAUCAAGUCCUCUCUGGACAUUAGUGUAAAGGAUGAAGACAGUGAUCGGUGCCACAGCAUGUCUGAGACCUGUUCUUUCACGAGUGGAGCAGGAGAAGAGUCAGCAGAGCAUCAGCAGCAGGAUCCCCGCUCCGUCAGCCCACCGCCUGCGCUCUGGACCCGUGACAACUCCAGAUCCCAGUCCAGUUUUAUGGGGAAGGAUUCAGAGCAGGAAGGUUCAGCCAUAAAGACUGACCCAAGUAGUCCUGCUAAUGAGCUCACUGCAGAGACAGAUGAUCUGAAUGAUCCACAAGACCCGCUUUACACACUACCUGGAUUAGAGCGCCGGCGCGGGAAAGGCGGGACCAAAAGGAGAGCAUCCAACAGCACUCGUUCAAGCCAGCAUGAAGACCUGGAUAUUCAAGAGGCAAGAACCAUGAAGGCUGAAAAGGCAGAGGAGCUUUAUGCCACGCUACCUCCAAUUGUUGGUGUUAUUGGCCACUUCAAUAAAGAUUCUAACCCUGUUAUGCGCUUUAAAUGCCCUUUUUGUACACACACUGUAAAGAGGAAGGCGGACCUGAAACGCCACCUGCGCUGUCAUACUGGGGAGAGACCGUAUCCGUGUCAGGCCUGCAACAAGCGCUUUACCCGCCUGGAGCAUCUACGUAGCCACUUCGAGACGAUCCAUCAAGCCAGGAAGCUGGUGUGCAGGAAGUGUAAGUGUCAGGUGACAGAGGAGACUGGACAUGUGGUGUGUGAGGGUACACGGCGCUACCGCAUGUGCACCAACUGUAUUCAGGAGGUGGGCUGCGACGACAUACCUAUGGAUGGUCUGCAGACACCCAACGAAGAGCCGGCCUUGUUACUAGGCGUGGAUGGUGAGGAGGAGGGGGAUGCCAAGAGGAACUGGAUGGUGAAUGAUGAAGAUGAUCUCGCUGAAGACUCAGGUGCCGACCUUAUCAUCCAGCAAGUGGAUGACAGCGACGAGGAACUGCAGUGAAGGAAGACCAAACUCUGUGCAGAUAUAUUGACAAUGUUUUAUCUGUUCCUAAAGCCAUGAAAAAUAACUGGGGCCUGGAUAUGUAAAUACUAGACUGUGCAGGUUUUAUUAUACUCUGCAGAACAUUUUUUUUUUGUAAAUGUUGCUUAAGUUAUGCACUCUCCAAAGCAUGCAUGUUAAUCUCUAUUGUUUUUGGUUUUUGGUGUUGUAAUUAUAAUAGUUCCUGUGAGUAUUCUUCAUUGGAAUGCAUGAAAACACACUUUGUCUUUGCAGCCCUUUGGGAAGUUUCCUGGCCAUAAAGCUGAAAUGGUGAUGCAGACAAAAUGGCAGCUUUUAGGGGUCUUACUAAAGAAUUAUGAGUUUAAGACAUAUUUCAUUUGGAGUCUUUGUCUGCCAUGUUUUAAUUUCAUUUUUAUGAUAUGCACUAUGGUAUAAUCCUUUAAGAUUUAUUUAUUUAUUACUUUUUAUUUCUACUAUCUCACACAU